Molecule: messenger RNA, 4097 nt
Organism: Nycticebus coucang (slow loris)
Lineage: Eukaryota; Metazoa; Chordata; Mammalia; Primates; Lorisidae
Gene: CLEC20A
Product: C-type lectin domain containing 20A
Exons: 8
Coding region: 129-1355 (408 amino acids)
Source: RefSeq, a predicted model, not a curated record
GCAGCAGGCACUGAGUAUUUGUUUAGUAAAAUCCAUCAAUUUGGGUGGCAAAGAAAAGGAAACUGGAGAACCAGGUCAGGAGCAACCUGUGCCAGAGGCACCGCGACUGGGGCUGUCCUGCGCGGGCCAUGCUGUCCCUGGCGCUGCUGCUGGCCCUGGGCGCUGCAGCCCUGCAGCUGGGGAGCAGUGAGAAGAGCUUCCAUAGGGUGGAAAUGGAGCUGAGCUGGGAUGAUGCCCGGCGCUACUGCCAGCUGCACUACACAGACCUUGCUGACCUGCAGGCCAGCGGCCUGAUGAUGCUCUACUCCCUCAUGGACAGCACACACAGGUGGAUCGGCCUCUUCUUUGAUGCAAGCAUUUCUGGCCUGAGAUGGACCAACGGCUCCACCUUCAACUCCCUAACAUGGAGCCAUAGUCUGCCCAACUUUGGGGUGGGCUUCUGUGCCACCGUCUACACUUCAUUGAAGUAUGUCCCCUUGAUGGGGGCCUCCUCAUGCACAGCUGAGAAGCCUUUCUUCUGCUACUAUGACCCUGCCAUUGGGCACCUCAUCUCCACAGAGCCCUCUCUUAGCCCGACCACCUCUCCAAAGCCAGCUGUGGUUCAGAUUGGCAGACGGACCUUCAUGAGAUUUGACCAAGUAAUGACGUGGUCCUUGGCCCUGCUGUACUGCCGCAGCCACCAAACAGACCUGGCCGACCUGCAGACGGUGACUGAUGAGGCAGGCAAGGAGGCCCUGGAGUCCAUCACGAGUGAGACAGAUGCCUGGAUUGGCCUCUACUUCAAUGCAAACUCUGGGUCUCUGAGCUGGUCCAGUGACUUGGGCACCAGGAUCCCCUCCUGGCUACAGAUGCUACCCAAGUUCAGGAGAGGACUGUGUGCAGGGCUCCACACCUACGUGGGCUACUCCCCCCGAGUCUCUUCUGUGGACUGCUCCUCUCUGCAGCCCUUCAUCUGUUUCUACGACCCCUCCACUGGACAUAGGGAGUCAGCGGCGCUGCCGCCACUGUUUCCCCCUUCUGCCUCAGAAGUUAUUCCCUCCUCAGAAGCUACUGUGGAAACAACUCCCAGGAUGAGUAUAGCUAUAACCAGCCUAAGGAAUGGCACUGAUAUAAAAAAUACAGCUACUACUGCUGAGGCCCAACAUUUGAGCUCAGAGUCUACAGAAAAAACAUCAGCACCAAAAUCAGGAUACCCUUUUGGAAUCCUGAAAGCAGAUUUUAUCAUUCCAACUCAGAUGGACCCAGAAGAGAUGAAAGACCAAUUUUUGAGAGAGAUCUAUGACGUCUUAAAGCUUACUUUAGGUCAUGAGCAAUUCACACUGACGUGGAUCAGCUUUGAAGUGAACAACAAGUAGCACACACCUAUUGAUCUGUGGUUUCCUUUUCAUGUAAUCUUCUUGGGAUUUUGAGUGAAUUUUAGUUUUUUUAGUUCCCAGUAGAGCAGGAUUAGAAAGAAUUUGAGAUAUGCCCUGAGCCACAGACCUGCAACUAACACAAAAGAAAACUUUGGAUUAUAUAGAAUGAAACGGCUAAGCAGGAGAAGAUGGGCAUACUUGGUAACAAUAACCUUGAGAAUGACAAACAAGUUUGGAAUUUAAAAUAGAAAACCUGAACCAAACAACAAAAAUUCUGAAAAUAAACCCCAUUAAUCUAACUGGGGGAUUAAAAGAGGAUCAUAGUGGUCUAGGAAGCUAAGUGAGGCUACACUUCCAAAUAACCCAGAGGAAAGUUUCUUUACCAGUCACAAACUAUUAAAGAGAUUUUAAUUUUCCAAAAUGAGGAGCACUGUUAAGAGUGUUAUCACAAUAUAAUAUAUAUUUAAGCUAGUUUCUGUCCUACAUUUAAGGCUUAUUUACCUGGAAGUUGGGAAUUUCUAAGACACAUUGUUCUCAGUGUUAAAAUAUACAGUAUCUUCAGAAUAACGAUCUUGUAUACAUUUUUUCUUGUUUUUCUCCAAAUGUCCUAAGCACCCGGAUACAUGCUGGAAGACAGUAAUAUGUCAAAUACAGUAGCAACUUUAGUCUGAAAUGUUUAAAGUUAAAGUUUAUUUGUACUCUUUGUAGGAAUAUCAAUAAAAGACCUCAAAUGUAUCUAUAUCUGUACAUGUACAAGAACCAUCAAAAAUUAUUCACAGAACAAAAAUAAAUCUUCUUUAGAACAAACCCAGGUAAUGAAAUGUGGAUAUGGAUCUCACAUAUGGAACAAUAUAAGUGCUACUAGCACAAAAAUAUGGCUUUAAAAAUAAAAUAAAAUCUUGGGUAUUGUUUUUCUAAGGUGUAUUUCUCUUUCUUGAAAUAAAAAAUAAAUUAUUUAGAGCUAUCAUUGUAAAAUAGUCAUGUGUGUUAGCACACUCUUAUUAAGGCCCUGGAGAUGAAAAACAAAAUUAAAUUUAGAAGGUAAAUUCCUCACAGGCGUGAUUCAGGUUAAUGUGUUGCUGUCUGCUUAAGUUAAUUUUAAUAUAACUAGGAAAUGUCUAAGCACCAGUUAAAAUUUAACCUAAUUUACUAUUUAACUUUUCUGCAGGAUAGUGGUCAUUGACUCAAUUAAUAUUUAACCUUUUUGUGAAAUGAGAAUUGAAAUUUUUCCCAUGGAAGUUUGGAAAUGACAUACGCAUACUUAUACAUAAAUAUCUGUACCCCCCACACAGACGAUGGAGAUGAUUUUCUGUGGCAAUCUCUCUAUAACAAUAGGUAAAUCUGGUUUUAAGUCCCAAACUAGAAUAAUUGCUAGGGAACAAUGAGAGCGUUAGAAUGAAAAAUAACAAAUGAGUACGAAACUAAAAUGCAUGCUGAAAUGAGCAAAACCUACCACUUUCCUUUUUUUGGGUGAUUCACUGCAUUUGGCAAGUCUCUCUUAGUUGGCUACUCAAACACCUGAGGGUUAACUGAUCAGGAACCAAUCCUACUCUUAGAUCAGUGAUAGUCAACUUUCCUUCUGUGACUCCCCAUGGUAUCAACAGACAAUGUCACACCAAGUCAAUUUCAAGUCACUUUAACUUACAUAUACAUAGAAGACAUAUAGUACAUUUUAAAGUGGAUAGAAUGACUGUUACAAAAUCUAACAAAUGAGAGCAUAAGAUCUAAACAGCUCAAACGUUUGGGAAUCCUGCUUAAUAAAAUGGAUUAACAUUAGAAAAAGGAACCUCUAGGAACUGUGUGUUUGGUGUGGGGGUGUGUGUGUUGUGUAUAGAAACUGCCUUUCUAUGUAUCUUUGUAUUUUAAGAGUGGGAAAGGGAUAUACAUAUUGUUUCCGUGAACUUUUGGGCUACUGAGAAGAUUGCUAUGCAUUAGUACCUUUCUGAAUCAUGUAUCUUUCUUAGGUUUUUUUACUCCUUAUAUUUAUUCUAUCUCAUGCAAAUUUCAUCACUUGUCCUUCCUAAGUUUAAGAGAAUUCAUAACUGGGUCACGACAACAAGAACACUUCUAGAAUUAAUAAUCACUUAAAUAUAAAAAGAUUCUAUUUAAAAAUUCAACAUUCCCUGCUUUUAAUAAACCAAUAAAAUAAACUGACAUAUUGAUAAAAAAACAAAGUUUCCCAAAUUCUUGACCCCCAGGUAAGGGGCGGGAAGGCAACUAUUUAUUGCUGGGGCAAGAAGGAGAUUUCACUACUUUAGUUGAAAAAGGGAAGGGAAUAAAGAAAAAAGUCUUUUUGGCUUUCCACAGUCUGGAGGUGGCUUCUAAAGGUGUAGCUGAAAGUGCAGCAGGGCUUGUGGCCUGGGCUCUUGGCCCAGCUAUCAGUCUAGUCUGGUGUCAAGCAUGGGUGGGACUCAGGGUCAGAUGGAGUAGAAUGAUGGGACUGAGGACAUCCUGAAGAAGGUUCCUUCUGCAGGCUCAGUCCCAUAACCAGCCUUCGCAGGAACUCCAAACCAGAGUUAACUAGAAGAACUAAACCUAGAAGGAAGACAGAACAAAUUCUAAUGCAAACUCACUUGACAAUUAUCUUGCUCUGGGACUUCUGAAAAAGAACUCUGCUCCCAAUCUGGUAUAAUUUGAGGACACAAUAAAAGCCAGUGGUAUAUGCACCACACACAGAUUCAUAAACAAGGGCCAUGGAUAGACUAAGAUCUACUUCUAAAGGCAAGCACAUUCAUUCUCAAG